Molecule: messenger RNA, 912 nt
Organism: Funneliformis geosporum
Lineage: Eukaryota; Fungi; Glomeromycota; Glomeromycetes; Glomerales; Glomeraceae
Source: the annotation of a GenBank genome assembly
AUGAAUUCCCUUGAGCAAUUCUUCCACAUCUUGUACCAUUACGACUUAGCUAAAGAGGAGCAUCGUAGACAGGGAAGAACCUCUCCUAUAGAAUCUCCUAUACUCACCAUGAGCUUUGAUUUUCCCGACGUUGACCCACCAAUCGUAAAUGCACCACUGUUUGUAGAAGUGAAAGUACUUGUCCUUCAUCUUCGAACUCAACUAUCAGCAAUGAUACGAUCAUGUCGCCUUCCAAAGCACGUAGAGUACAGUGAAGCGGGAUUAACAGCAAAUACUGAAAGUAACGAUGACAUGAAGACAAAUGAAACCCAUUCCAUUCCUUUCGAAAUGGUUUCCACUCAAACGCCACCUAUUAGAUUAUAUCACAAUCCAAAGCACGUGGAGUACAGUGAAGCGGGAUCAACAACAAAAACUGAAAGUAACGACGACAUCGAGACAAAUGAAAGCAAUUCCAUUCCUUUCGAAAUGGUUUCCACUCAAACGCCACCUAUUAGAUUGUAUCACCAUCCAAAGCACGUAGAAUACAGUGAAGCGGGAUUAACAACAAAUAUUGAAAGUAACGACGACAUGGAGACAAAUGAAAGCAAUUCCAUUCCUUUCGAAAUGGUUUCCACCCAAACGCCACCUAUUAGAUCAUGUCACCAUCCAAAGCACUUGGAGUACAGUAAAGCGGGAUUAACAACAAAUACAUUUGUUAAGAUAACGAGAAACCUUGCGAAUAUAGUUGGGAUUGACCGUGGUUUGAUGGUUUGCAGAGGAUGCAUGAGGCAAAUUCAUCACGACCCUGAGUACACCUCCCAUCGGGAUUAUAUUGCUCCAAAGAAGGCAAAAAAAGAACACGUGUUAAAUAAUCUUAAGAUUGAGAUGGUAGGAUUUAAUCAAUCUGAGACAAAAGAAACUUCAGAACUGUAA